AUGGUUACAGAAAACAUUAAUGAAAGUAACCUAGAAGUACAGCAAACUCCAAUAGAAGAAACUCUAAUAGUAGCUCCUGAGCAAACCAAGCAAAAUCCCACAGAUGCUAUCUUAGAAACAAACUAUAUAAUCACA
Messenger RNA from Dentiscutata erythropus, 135 nucleotides. Lineage: Eukaryota; Fungi; Glomeromycota; Glomeromycetes; Diversisporales; Gigasporaceae. The record is from the annotation of a GenBank genome assembly.